Molecule: messenger RNA, 3532 nt
Organism: Drosophila kikkawai
Lineage: Eukaryota; Metazoa; Arthropoda; Insecta; Diptera; Drosophilidae
Gene: ihog
Product: interference hedgehog
Biological process (GO): cell-cell adhesion
Cellular component (GO): plasma membrane
Molecular function (GO): protein binding
Source: RefSeq, a predicted model, not a curated record
AAUCAAUUGGAUAUGCAAUAUAAACAUUAAACAUUGUGACAUUAAAAAUGCAGCAUUCCGUCAUAUCUGGUGUCGACUGUGAGGCGCGAUGAACCGAUGAAUUCGGAACCAGUGAUCCUCUCCUCUCCAGUUCCGGCAGCAAUAGCGAAUCAAUGCAGUUGAACCAGCGCUUCCCGACUCCCAUUCAAGUUCCAGUUCCAGCAUCCCAGCCACGGGAAUAAUAAAUGUUGUUUAUUUGACUUGUUGAGUGCAUGUGCUUGUUCGGUUUUAGUGGCUUUAGGGCCUCCUCGAUCGAAGCCCGGAUUAAAGACGCAAUGCAUUUAUGGAUCUGCCAGCUCGUUAGCGCGUAAUGUCCCCAGCCAGUGCUAAUUCAAUUCUGGCCCACGCGAACACACACAUCCGCAUGCCUGUGUGUAUGUGAGCGACAAGUGAUGCGAGAUCGCCGAGAGUGAAAAUUAUAAACUGCGCAAACGCAAACGCGUUUCCUGGACAAACCGAUCCAAACGAAGAUUGAGCUGGUGCCAGCCCUCGCCCUGCACCCCGUAAUCAGCCACAAUGUCGUUGUCGUUGCUGACAUCCUCGCUGCUGCUCGUUUCGCUGCUGACGUCGCGGCUCGGAGCAAUUCCGGUUUUGCCGCCCGCCUAUCCCGCACAUCCCUCGCCAGGCGUGCGAAUUCUUCGCGCGCCCGAAUCACUGGUGGCGCCCCUGGGAGACGAGGUGGUGCUGGAGUGCGAGACCAGUUUGCAGCCCGAGCGCUUCGAGUGGAGCUAUCGACGCUGGAAUGCCACCACAGGCCGUGGAUCUCCAGGAGCCGGGUUCAAGCACCUGCGCACGGGCACGGCCAAGGCGAAUGUGACGCAGGAAGCGGCCAUCUCCCGCCUAAGGGUUCUCGUCCGGUCAGACACACUCGGGGAGUACAGGUGUAUUGGCUGGUUUGGUCCCCUGGUGGUAACCUCCACCACAGCCCGCCUUGAGCUGGCCAGCACUCGGCUGGUGGGCCCAGAAUCUUCUCUGCAAUGGCGUGUGCCUGCUGGGAACUCGGUGUUCUGGUCCUGCGGCCAACAGGUGCAGUCGAAUCCCGCGGCGAGUUGGACCUACUAUCAGAAUGGUGUGGAAAUUAAGGCGGAGUAUGUGGCCAGCAAUGGCAAUUUGCAUUUGAGCAAUGUCUCCUCAGAGUCAGCCGGUACGUACAGCUGCCAGGCCACGAAUCCGGCUUCAGGGGCCAGGACGGAGUUGUCCAGCUCUCUGGAAUUACAGAUCGUAUCAUUUGAGAGGUCUCAGAACAAAUCACCACACAUUCCCAACGGACAGCCGGCCGGAUUCCAAACUGUUACAGCCCGGGAGGGAGGCACUGUGCUACUGCUCUGCCCUGGCAUAGGUUCACCGACGCCUACAGCCGUGUGGAGCAGCCCCGAUGUCGCUGGAGCCGUUAACAAUAAGCGCACGACAGUAUUGACUCACGCCUUGGAGAUAGCCAAUGUCCAGGUUCGGGAUGCAGGCACAUAUAUCUGCUUCCUGGACAACGGCGUACGACCAGCUCUGAAGCACUCCAUCCGGCUGCAUGUGGAGCAGCCACCACACAUUAUACGUUCCCCUUGGGCGAAUCUCACCAACGAGGGCGAACGCAUACAGCUGGAGUGUGAGGCGGCCGGAGUGCCUGCUCCAGAGAUCUACUGGCUGUUGAACGGGGAGAGCAGCAUCUAUGAUACGGAGGCUGAGCUGACUAGCAAUGGUUCCCUGGUGCUGCACAGCGUCCUUAAGAGGCAUGCAGGCUAUGUCCAGUGCUUUGCCCGGAACCCUCUAGGCGAGCAUAGUGCCGGAGCGCUGCUGCAGGUGAAUCCCAAGCAGAUCCAGAGUGAGCCCCGCGAAUCGGGAGGAGGAUCUCCUCACCGUUCCCAUCCGAAGCCCAAUCAUAGCCGGAAGCAACAGCAGCAGCAGCAGAUGAUCCCGCCUUCGCCACCGAAUGUGACACGUCUUUCUGAUGAAUCCGUAAUGCUCCGUUGGCUAGUGCCCCGCAAUGAUGGGCUGCCCAUCGUCAUAUUCAAGGUGCAGUAUCGCAUGGUUGGCGAAGCCAAGCGGAAAAACUGGCAGACAACGAACGACAAUAUACCGUACGGAAAGCCCAAAUGGAAUUCAGAGCUGGGCAAAAGCUUCACGGCAUCGGUGACGGACUUGAAGCCCCAGCACACUUACCGUUUCCGCAUCCUGGCCGUUUACUCCAACAACGACAACAAGGAGAGCGUCACUUCGGCCAAGUUCUACCUGCAGCCGGGAGCAGCACUCGAUCCCAUGCCCGUGCCUGAGCUCCUGGAGAUCGAAGAGUAUUCAGAGACAGCUGUGGUGCUGCACUGGCGUUUGGCCAGCAAUGCUGAUGAGAGUCUGAUCACAGGAUACUAUGCCUACUAUCGCCCAUCCUCGUCGGCGGGUGAAUAUUUCAAGGCUACAAUCGAGGGAGCGCAGGCCAGGAGCUUUAAGAUCACCCCCCUGGAGACGGCUACCAUAUACGAGUUCAAGCUGCAGUCCUUCAGUGCCGUCUCCGCCUCCGAGUUUAGUGCUCUGAAGCAAGGGAGGACGCAGCGUCCCAAGACCAGUACCACGGAGGAACCCGUAUUGCAUAAGGGAGACCGGGAUCGGGAUACGACCACGCCCAGUCACAAUGAGACAUUUAGCAUGAGUCCCAUGCUCACGGGCACUAUUGGCGGUGGAGCAGUGCUGAUUUUGCUACUGGUUAGCACUUGCUUGUGCGUGUGUCGCCGGCGAAGCUCUCGCGUCCGUGGCGGCAGCAGUCAGAACAAGCCACGGAUGGCGAACUUAAGGGAGGAUUUCGUGGCCCUGGGCAGCAGCUGCUCCCCCGGCAAGCAGCGACAGCGAACGCGACACAUUCACAUCACCCUUAACCCCCUGGCCCAGCAGCAGCAGCAGCAGACGCUGGAGGAGAAGAACGAAACCGACCAAGACAUGGCGUACUUCCAGUGCCAGUCAAGCUACGACUAUGAUCCCGGCCUGCGGCGGAUGUCCUCGUCCUCGUUACGCCGUUCUCAACGCACGCUGGAACGUGCCGGCGGAAGCAACGGAUCCAACAGCGGCAACAACAAUCAUCUUAAUCAAUCGGCGGAGGUGGGACCGGUGGACUUGCCCACUAGCAAGGCAGGCCGUGUGCUCAUGAAGCGACCCCGGCUCUCUAGUCGCUCCGAGAACCUCUCCUCCGGCAGUCUCAACAGUGUUGGCGUGUAAGCGCAAUCUCGUGAUCUUUAGUCUGUACAUCCCUACGCCCGAUGUAUUAUGCUAUUCCUACCUCUACCUCUGUGUUUUAUCUACUUACCACUUCAAAUGACGAAAGUACUUAUACGACAUCAGAUAGACUUAAGGUACUCGAUAGAUAUUAUUAGUUUUACUCCGUGUAUGGAUCGAUUAGGAUUCUAGCAUUACGUCCAUUCUUAGCUAAGUCUUCCAUUUUCGCAUUAAGAACAACAAAUCUGUACUGAUAGCUUCCUAAUGACUUUACAUAAAAAUGAUAAUAAAGCUUUUAGCU